GGAGGAGGAGGAGGAGGAAGAACUGCGUGACGGCUGCACUCACUCUCCAUCUCACAUGCGAGCUCAGGUCUGCAGCAGCUUAGACGCCCGGGCUGGUUUAUUGCUCCGAUCAGUCAAGUCAGGUCAGUCCGCAUGAUGGCGGAGCCCAGCACACAGUCCCGUGUCUACUUUCAGUCCCCAAGCAAGGAAAACGAGGCUCAGUCACAGCGGAAACUGGGCAAGUUCACGGUCCGGUACGACAGGAAAGACCUGCAGAGGAGACUGGACAUCGAGGAGUGGCUGGAUUUUCAGCUUCAUCAGUUGUAUGGCUGUGAGGAGGAAGAAAUCCCGGAUCUGGAGAUCGACAUCGAUGAACUGUUAGAAAUCUCGGAUGAAGACCAACGUUCAAAACUCCAGGAGAUGCUGCACGAAUGUUGUAAACCCACAGAUGAUUUUAUUAACGAGCUGCUACUUAGAAUAAAGGGUCUUCGGAAAAUGACAGUCUCUCAGAAGAAGUGAGACAGAGUGCCACCAUCAAUGGAACAGAGUCACUGGGACUAAGUUGAGUGUGUGGUUAGACCUGCCUUGUCUGACUUAUUUAUGAAAUAAUACCCUUACUUUGGUCUAAAAGGGAUCAAUUUGGGACCGAAAUAUGUGAAGCAUGUCAGACCAUCACUCAAAAUCACGGAUUUAUAAAAAGAAAAUAGAGAAUGAGCAGGAUAUGUUUGUGGCUAUUUAUGGAUUUUUUUUGUUAAAACUGUUAAUAAAAGAUGAUGUGUAGGUGUAA
Stegostoma tigrinum is the source of this 766-nucleotide messenger RNA. RefSeq names its product protein phosphatase 1 regulatory inhibitor subunit 14D (gene ppp1r14d). The coding region runs from base 133 to 498 and encodes 121 amino acids. Gene Ontology annotation, biological process: regulation of phosphorylation. Gene Ontology annotation, molecular function: protein serine/threonine phosphatase inhibitor activity. The record is from RefSeq and is a predicted model, not a curated record. NCBI's taxonomy places the organism in Eukaryota, Metazoa, Chordata, Chondrichthyes, Orectolobiformes, Stegostomatidae. The transcript is spliced from 4 exons. Gene Ontology annotation, cellular component: cytoplasm.